AUGUUAUCGAAUAAUUCAUUAGUAGAUAUUGUAAUACUAACAUCAGGUUCAUCAUUAACUGAUAUGCUCAACCAACAGCCAUGUUCAACAACUGAUAGUAAUAAUUCAACAGUCGUUAAAUUUAUUAAAGCUACGAAAUCAUAUUGUCAACAAACACAAAAUUCAAAAUCGAAUUGCAAAGACAAUCGAAUUUUACCUGCAAAAAAGAAUGAUAAUACUAUGAGUGAGGAAAAAUUAUCAACGUUAUUCAAGACAACUGGUCGUGAACGAAAUUCGACAGGUCCUUUAAAACAAUGGCUUUAUCAAAAUCAAGAUCAUCCAUAUCCAAAUGAAAAUGAAAGAGAAGAAUUAAUCAAGAAAACAAAUAUGUCUUCAUCACAAAUAACAAUAUGGUUUACAAAUGCUCGUGCUAAAAUGCGUAAAGAAAAUAGAUUACCAGUAAAAAUCAAUGGCAAAAAGCAAAAGAAAAUUGAAGGUGAUCAUGAUGAUGAUUUACAUGAACUAAAGAAAAUUCUAGAUUUAUCAUUUUCAUCGGAUGAUACUACAACUGAAUCUACUAUUGAUUCAUUAUUACAAUUUAAUGAAAAACGAAUUGUUGUAGCAUAUUCAUGUUUAAACAUUCAACAAAUUACUAAUCUUCGAUGUUUUGUCGUACAACAUUCUAAUGAAAUAUCAAUAUCAGAUUGUAUAGAUGAUCAUACAACACAUUUAAUUAUUGGGAAUGAAGAAAAACCAUUAUUAUGUCCAUUAACAAUGAAAUUAUUUCAGUCGAUUGCUCGUCAUCUAUAUGUAAUAAGUUACGAAUGGAUUAAUGAAUGUUCAAAACAAAAUCAUAUUGUUGAUGAAAUUAAUUAUGAAAUACGUGGUGAUAUUCCUUUUGGAGAAUAUCAUGAUGGAAUGAGAAAAAGUCGAUUAUCAAAACAAAUGAAAUUAUUUGAAAAUUGUAAAUUUUUCAUUUUAUGUGAUGAUUGCCAAGAUAAUAUGACAAAAAAUGAACUAGCUUCAUUAAUUCAGUUAUGUCACGGUUCUCUUCUUAAUACAUUUCCAUUGACCACAGACAUUGAUGAUUCUAUAUUAACGAUUGUACUUUGUUAUGAAUUACUUCCAUUUGAUAAUUUAAAUCAACAAGAAUUAUUUAUUUUAUCUCGUUCAAAUGGAGUCCAUUUUCUUCAUCCUGAAUGGAUACUUGAAUCAAUUGUUCAAUUUAGUUUACAACCUUUUGAAUGCUAUGAAGAAAAAUUUUAA
Adineta steineri is the source of this 1245-nucleotide messenger RNA. The record is from the annotation of a GenBank genome assembly. Lineage: Eukaryota; Metazoa; Rotifera; Eurotatoria; Adinetida; Adinetidae.